Messenger RNA from Zasmidium cellare ATCC 36951, 819 nucleotides. RefSeq lists its product as uncharacterized. The record is from RefSeq and is a predicted model, not a curated record. Gene Ontology annotation, molecular function: oxidoreductase activity, acting on NAD(P)H, oxygen as acceptor. The transcript is spliced from 4 exons. Gene Ontology annotation, cellular component: intracellular anatomical structure. NCBI's taxonomy places the organism in Eukaryota, Fungi, Ascomycota, Dothideomycetes, Mycosphaerellales, Mycosphaerellaceae. Bases 1 to 819 code for a protein of 272 amino acids.
AUGUCUCAGACCAACGGUAUCGGCGGCUCUCAUGCCGUAUCAGAGAAGCCUCAGACUCGGAUAGCCUUAGACUCCAAAAUUAUUGCCAUCACUGGUGCUAACAGAGGCAUCGGUCUUGGAAUUGCCAACUCCUGCCUCGACAAUGGCGCUGCCCACGUAUACUCAAUUGACAUCGGCGACACUGGCGACGACUUCCUCGCAGUACAAAAGCGAUUUCCUGGAAAGCUGCACGCUUUGAAAGCAGACGUCACAUCUGAAGAGACCGUAACCGAAGCCGUCGAUCAAAUUGUCAAAGAGCAUGGCGCCAUCCAUGGAAUGGUCGUCAACGCAGGUCGAACAAAGCACAAGCCGGCACUCGAUUUCACCACCGAAGAAAUCAACCAGCUGUGGUCUAUCAACCUCUACGGUGCCUUCUACUGCGCUCGUGUGGCCGCCCGAGCAUUCAUCAAAUGCGGAGUCAAAGGCUCCGUCGUGUUCACUGCCUCCAUGGCCUCCUAUCGACCCAACAAGCGAGUACCUUCCGCUCCAUAUGGUGCAUCAAAAGCGGGCGUUCGCAACAUGACGCAUACUCUUGCUAUGGAAUGGGCUCAAUACAACAUUCGAGUGAAUUCGGUCUCGCCUGGCCUAGUGAACACCGCCAUGACAUAUUGGGUUCCACAACAAGAAGACUGGCCACAGCAGCUAAAGUACUACGGUGGAAUGCCGCGACUGGCAGAGGUGGAGGAACUUGGAGGAGCUUAUGUCUACCUACUCAGUGAUGCUGCGAGCUACACCACGAGUAUUGAUAUCCCGGUGAAUGGUGUGAUUGGAAUUUGUUAA